AAUUUUGACUAUAAAUAAACCGACGUGGAUGCAAACGCUCAAUCAUUUGUGGUUUAAGAGCUCAAGGUGUCAGACAUAUCAUAAGGGAGAUGAAUCUAUUAAUUUUGGUCACCUGCCUGCUGGCUUUUGCAGCCGGAGAUGUUUCGCAUUUGCCGCUGGAACUCCUGGAGGAGCAUCAUGAGCAUGGCUAUGGCUAUGACUACCCCAAGCCGGAGAUACCAUUUGUGAUUACCACGACGACGGAGCCACCACCGCCACCACCACCGACUUAUCUGCCACCCAAACCAGUGCCCACUUACCUACCUCCUCCUCCGCCCACAACCACAACUACUACCACCACCACAACCACUCCUGCUCCUACUCCCGCUCCUACCUACCUGCCUCCCCCACCACCCUCUACCACUACCACGACCACCACUCCCGCUCCCACUCCUGCUCCCACCUACCUUCCUCCCCCACCACCACCACCGCGUACCACUACCACCACCACCACUACAACCACAACGACACCUGCACCCACACCGGUGCCCACGUACCUUCCACCCCCACCACCUCAACCGGAACCGGGUUACCACUACGAUGUGCCCGCCCAAAGGUUCACCUUCUGACCAAAAUCGCCAUCGAACUGAACAUGGAAGAUUUCCCCGGAUUAGUUUUGUUUUGAAUCGGUCCACUAGGCUUAGGUUUAUAUAAGGUUAAAGCCAUCUCAAUAAACGCUGUUUUGUUAACCCCA
Molecule: messenger RNA, 733 nt
Organism: Drosophila sechellia
Lineage: Eukaryota; Metazoa; Arthropoda; Insecta; Diptera; Drosophilidae
Product: extensin
Exons: 2
Coding region: 90-608 (172 amino acids)
Source: RefSeq, a predicted model, not a curated record